CGCUUCUCUUCUCUGACCUGAUUUCUAUCGUUGUACCCUCGGACCACAGAAAAGAACAACAUCAGGACACCACACUCAUGAUUGCCCGGCCGCUACUCCUCAUCGUCUGGAUUCUGACCGGCAUUGCGACCAUCGCAACACUUUUUCUCCAAAACUAUGCUCGCAUCUCUUGUCACUGGAAAUGGCCGUCAGAUUCCUUUCUGCGGAUGGUCGUUUUUGCAGAUCCACAGAUGGAGGGAGAUGCCAAAAUUGCACGACUUGGGAAAAGAGCUGUCGUGGACCUGGCAUUCAACGAUGCCUACAUGCGGCAUAUUUACAAAUCAAUGACAAAACCGUCCUGGACUUCCCCACUCCAAUCGAUCUCAGCAUACUCUGCCCCCAGUGACGACAACGGAAGCGAGGACCCGUCGACGAAGCAUGUACCCACAGGACUGACGCAUAUCAGCAUCCUAGGUGACCUCUUUUCGAGUCAGUGGAUCGACGAUGACGAGUUUCAGGUUCGACUUGGUCGAUACCGUUCCAUCUUUAUUGACCCCGCACUGAUGAAAGGAUCUGGAUCGAGGACCUCCAACCAUGUGGAGUAUAUCCCUGAGCUUAUCAAUGUAACAGGAAACCAUGAUAUCGGAUACGGAUACGAUAUUUCACAAUCUCGACUGGAUCGGUGGGAGGAGGCAUUCGGGAAGAGUAAUUUUGUCAGCUCAGUGUUUAUCCCAAGUACGAAGGGCAGCCCCAGGGACCCUCCGUCGACGGCCACGUCGUCUGCACGGAAACUUCAUUUCGUGGUUCUUAAUACCAUGCUACUGGAUGGACCUUCAUCAGACGAGAAUCUUCGGAGUCAAACAUGGCAGUUUAUGCAGGAGGCGGCAGAGAUCAAGACACUCCGCCCUAACGACAAGAUCGUCCUCUUGACCCACAUCCCCUUCCACAAGGAAGCAGGGAUCUGUGUGGAUGCACCAGAUAUUCGCCUUCAUUGGGAUAACACAAUUAUCGAGCAAACAAUGUUAACUCUCAACACCACCCAAUGGAUCCUGGAUCAUCUCAAGCCUGACCUUAUUCUCAACGGCCAUGACCACUUUGGAUGUGAUGUGACCCACACCAAGGACAUCCACGAUGAUCUACAGCAACAGCAACAGCAACAGCAACACGCGCUUUCUUCAUGGACAGCGUAUGCAACAUCAAGUCUUUCUGUGAAAUCCUCCGUCAAAAACAGGAUCUCCGUACGAGAGAUCACUCAGAGAUCCAUGAUGGCCGAAUAUGGCGGGUACUCUGGCUUGUUCGAGGUCAGAGUCAUCCCUCAAGCUGCUGCUGCUGCUGUUGCGCUAGAAGACCAUAUUCCUGAUCUCGAGUUUCAUUACACAGCAUGUGGAUUCUUUACGGACAUGCAGGUCUGGAUCGUUAUAAUCAUAGACCUCAUAGUAGCAUGUAUCUGGAUCCUACUUGCACUCUUCAUCAUCCUCAAAAACAUUUGCGGUCGUACUUUUCAUCCCAAGCAUACAUAUCCCAUAGACAAGAAGCAGAAGCUCAUGUGAAUA
Messenger RNA from Gamsiella multidivaricata, 1532 nucleotides. RefSeq lists its product as uncharacterized. The record is from RefSeq and is a predicted model, not a curated record. Gene Ontology annotation, biological process: GPI anchor biosynthetic process. The transcript is spliced from 4 exons. Bases 78 to 1529 code for a protein of 483 amino acids. Gene Ontology annotation, cellular component: endoplasmic reticulum. Gene Ontology annotation, molecular function: hydrolase activity. NCBI's taxonomy places the organism in Eukaryota, Fungi, Mortierellomycota, Mortierellomycetes, Mortierellales, Mortierellaceae.